AUGGUAAACUUUGAGAACCUGAAGCUUGUAGCCCUUGGAAAUCCGUUGCUCGACAUGCAGGUGCGCGAUGGCCAGGACGUGCUCCAGAAGUACGGCCUGAAACCAAAUGAUGCGGUGCUUGCUUCGCCUGAGCAGCUGAGCAUCUACGAGCACUUAGUCGAAAACUACCAGGUGACGUACGUCGCUGGUGGUGCUGCUCAAAACACAGCUCGCUGCGCGCAAUACGCCUUGCCCGAGGGAUCGACUGCGUAUCUUGGAUGUGUCGGCAACGAUGAUCUUGCUCAACAGCUGCGUGCUGCGAAUGAGCGUGAAGGUCUGCAGUCUGUCUACCAGGUCGUGAAUGACACGCCAACAGGCUCGUGCGCUGUGGUGAUUACAGGCCAUGACCGCUCGCUUUGCACAAACCUUGGCGCUGCUGAGAAAUUUGACAAAUCGCAUCUGGACUCGCAGGAAGCCAAGGCGGCUAUUGAGGCAGCCAAGUUCUUCUACAUUGGCGGCUUCUUCCUUACGCACGGUGUGGAAAGUGCUUUGAUCGUUGCGAAGCAUGCGAAAGAAACGGGCAAGCCAUUCGCCUUCAACCUGUCGGCUCCCUUCAUUCCGCAGUUCUUCAAGUCGCAGGUAGAUCAGGUGAUGCCGUAUGCCGAGCUUGUGAUCGGCAACGAGUCGGAAGCUGAGGCCUGGGCUAAGGCAUCGGGCAUGGAAACGAGCGAUCUCAGUUCCAUCGCGCAGAAGAUUGCCGACUCUCCAUCCGAGGUGUCGAAGCCGCGCACAGUCCUUAUUACACAUGGAGCAGAGUCGACCAUCCGGGCAGUGCAGGGCCAGUCGUCCGUCAUUACGCACCCGACGCCGAAGAUUGAUGCUGCUAACAUUGUCGACACGAACGGCGCUGGUGAUGCGUUUGCCGGCGGUGUGAUUGCUGGCCUCAUCAUGGGCAAGUCGAUGGAAGAAGCUGUGGAUGUGGGUCACCGUCUGGGUGGCAUGUGCAUUGGCCAAGUCGGUCCCGUCCUCAAGUUCCCGAAGGAGAACGUGCUCUAG
Molecule: messenger RNA, 1035 nt
Organism: Malassezia globosa CBS 7966
Lineage: Eukaryota; Fungi; Basidiomycota; Malasseziomycetes; Malasseziales; Malasseziaceae
Exons: 1
Coding region: 1-1035 (344 amino acids)
Biological process (GO): purine nucleobase metabolic process; purine ribonucleoside salvage
Cellular component (GO): cytosol; nucleus
Molecular function (GO): adenosine kinase activity
Source: RefSeq, a predicted model, not a curated record